AUGAAUCAAGCUAUCCAAGGUGACAACUCUGGUGCCCCUUCAGUUCUGCCAGCGAAGAGGGGACGUGGCCGCCCUCGGAAAGAUCCAAACCUGAAGCAAGUUAAAACUGCAAAUGGACCUCCUGGUUUUGAUGAACCGAAAGGAAACCGUCCCGUUAAAGUGGAUAGAGUAGAUGUAAAUGAAAAUAUGGUGGGUGAGGCAGUGACUGGUGUUGUUGAGGCCACCUUCGAUGCUGGUUAUAUUCUCAAUGUUAGAAUUGGCGACUCCAAUACUAUUUUGAGGGGUGUUGUUCUCAAGCCAGGACAUUACGUUCCCAUCACAGAUGAAAAUGACAUAGCUCCACAUGUUCAAAUGAUCAGAAGAAACGACAGCCAGCCAUAA
Molecule: messenger RNA, 381 nt
Organism: Fraxinus pennsylvanica
Lineage: Eukaryota; Viridiplantae; Streptophyta; Magnoliopsida; Lamiales; Oleaceae
Source: the annotation of a GenBank genome assembly